UUUUCCCACAGUGAACUACGAAGAUCCCAACUACAAUAUUUCCAUUCCUAUAUUUUCAAUUCAUGGCAACCAUGAUGAUCCUGCAGGGGUAAAUAUUUGUUUUAUGUUAGGUAGUAUCACCUGUUAGUAUUGUAGGCUAGUAUGGUAUGGUAUAUGAUUUUGAUAUAUGGUAUAUGGUAUGGGUUUUUAUUUCUUAAUCUUAUACACCACUAUAUUUCGAUCCAUAAAGUCGAAACUCCCAAUUAUGGACAAAUAAUAACUUCAGUCAUUAUUAGUAUUAGCAGGGGUGGUUAGAUUAGAGAGAAAAGGUCGCCAUGCAGGUUUAGAUUAAGGUUAGAUUAGGGUCAGAUUAAGGUUAGGUUUGGGUUAGAGACCCAGAUUCCGGGUUAGAUUAGGAUUAGGGUUCAAAUUAAGGCACCAUUGGAUGGUUCAGAUGAUUAUCCUUGUUGGGUAUCGCCGGUAUUUCCCAAUUUAGAAAUCAUGGCUGUUACCCAUUGAGAUGAUGUGACACUGGUGAAUUCAGAACCAAUCGUGUCUUCAUUUACCAUUUGUCAUACAGGCGCAUUUUCAAAUAAUCGUUGCAGUUCCCAGACACACAAAAAAACGUUAUCGACCCCAUGGGGAUGGAUGGGGACAGCUCAGGACAACACAUCAUAGAACAGCAUAUAGCAUAGCUUAUAGUAUACAUAAUUUUUUUUGGAGAUGGAAUUUUAGCUGGUUAGAGCACUGCACCGGAAUCGCAGAGCCGUAGGUUCAAUUCCUACCAGAGGACCUUGUGCUUCAUUUUUCGCAGUCGUUCCUGGUCAGGUCUUAAAGUGUAUAUAUACUCACUUGGAUUACAAACCCUGAAAACAGCAUUCUGAUAUUACCAAGUGAAAUGCAGAAACCAGAUCAAUGAAGUCCACCUUAUCACAACCCGCACGCCCGAUUACCUAUAUAUACAUGAACUUAGGUUACAGCUCAACAGCUGGCCUCUGUAACUCACUUGGUUAGAGCGCUGCACCGGAAUCGCAGAGCCGUAGGUUCAAUUCCUACCAGAGGACCUUGUGCUUCAUUUUUCGCAGUCGUUCCUGGUCAGGUCUUAAAGUGUAUAUAUACUCACUUGGAUUACAAACCCUGAAAACAGCAUUCUGAUAUUACCAAGUGAAGUGCAGAAACCAGAUCAAUGAAGUCCACCUUAUCACAACCCGCACGCCCGAUUACCUAUAUAUACAUGAACUUAGGUUACAGCUCAACAGCUGGCCUCUGUAACUCACUUGGUUAGAGCGCUGCACCGGAAUCGCAGAGCCGUAGGUUCAAUUCCUACCAGUGGACCUUGUGCUGCAUUUUUCGCAGUCGUUCCUGGUCAGGUCUAAAGUGUAUAUAUACUCACUUGGAUUACAAACCCUAAAAACAGCAAAUUUAUAUAUACAUUUUAAUUGCCAUUAAUUAUUUGUAUUUCUAGGAUGGCAAUUUAUGUACACUCAAUCUAUUUAGCGUCAGUGGAUUAGUGAAUUAUUUUGGUAAAGCAACCAAUGUAGAUGAUGUCACCAUAAGCCCCAUUCUUAUGCAGAAAGGUACAACAAAGCUAGCUUUAUAUGGACUGGGUUCUGUACGAGACGAAAGAUUACAUCGAACAUUUCUAAAUAAGAAAGUCAAAAUGCUUCGUCCAAAAGAAGACGCUGAUUCUUGGUUUAAUUGCUUUGUUCUACAUCAAAAUAGGUAAGCCUUUUAGCUUAACAAAUGAAAAUGGCUUGUAAUAAGGAGUCGCAUAUGCCUGCUUCAUUCUUGAAAGUGACGUCAUCGCAUGCCAUGCUUUGACGUUGCAGUAGUAGUUAGCAGGCCUCGAAAACAUAUUUCUCUUAUACUGGCAGUCAAAUAAAAAAAUAAUAUUUCCUGUGUAAGUCAAAUAUAAAACGUCCUGAAACUGUUCAAAACUGAUAAACUUCGGCGUGAUAAACUUCAAUCUCAGCACAAGAUAUAAUCUCGAUAUGCAAAAAUGCUUUUAGAAUUAAAAAAAGGAAAUUAUUUGGCAUGAGGUUACAUAGGAGAUUAUUAAAUGAGGUUACGUAGUAACCAAGGAUAAUAUCAUAGGAACCGCAGUCUGGGUACGACAUGUGCCCUCAGGAUAUCGGAUAUAGAUUAUAGAGAGUGCCAAGCAGACUCACAUGUCAUUAGCUAACUCAUAGCCAACUGCAACAGUAAUCUGCUUAGAGAAGAAGCCAAUUUUUUUUGUGUUUUCAUGACGGCAAUUGACUUUCGGUUUAACUUCCACCGAACACGUAGUUCGGUGUGAUAAGGUACAGACGUUCGUGAUUCGGACCUGAAUCCAAGUAACUCAAAUCCGUAGAUCAUUAGCUGACCACGUUUACACCUAACCAUCCACACGGGUAAGUAUGCCGGUGACGACAGAUAUUAAGUGUUGUAGUGGUAAGAUUUACGUUGCUCCAACGAGUAAAUUUGCUCAUAUGAUUUUGAGUCACUGUGGUUGCAUUAUUUUUUUGCAGUGUAUGGUAAUUAGCAUGCAGGCAGAAUCUUCGAAAUUCUCCUUCUAUUUUUCAGGUAGUUACAUCCCUACCAACGAAAGCUUUUAUUAUUGGCACUUCCUACACUCUCCUCUGUCACCCACACUGGCACAGACAGUUCAAGGGAUCAGAAAUAAUUCCAAUAACUUAAAUCCGACCCUGCCUUACCACGCAUUCUGCAUUUUUAUUAUGUCUAGAGCUAAACAUGGAGCAAAAAAUCAUAUCCCCGAGAAUUUUCUGGAUGAGUUUCUUGAUCUUGUCAUCUGGGGUCAUGAACAUGAAUGCCUGAUCGACCCUCAGUACUCUGAAUGUGAGAAAGAUAUUUUUAUCAGUCAACCUGGAUCGUCUGUCGCCACAUCGUUAUGUGAGGGAGAAGCAAAACAGAAGUAAGCUCGUUUGUUUUUAAACAUUUAUAGAAUCUUCAUAAUUACUGUUUGAUGUGCCCAAAUAAUCUACGGCCAGCUGAAGGACUGAUUCAGUGACUUUCCACUGGGGUUAUCCUAAGGCCUCCUAUUUUCCAAGAUGGGUAUAGUUCUAAAACUUAACACGGGCAAUUCUGAAAUGGAGUUUUCGAGUUUUAUUUGAAAAUUAAUUAUAAAUUAAUCGCCCAUACAGAUAUUUAAGGCAAAAACAAAACCAAACGAAAUGUCAUUCGGAAAACCAGGAAAUGGCCAUUCUGGACUUGCCCCAGUCUAUUUAGUCCAUCUUGGACUAUUGUGGAUAAACUAUAAUUCAAGAUGGCGGACAGCCCAUUGCUUUCCGUCAAAAUAUUUCAAAAACUAAGCAAGAUGAAAAAUCAGUAAUGGAGUUUUCAUUCAUCAUGUAAUUCAUACAGGUAUGUUGGAAUCUUGAGAGUUGUUGGUAAGAAUUUUCGUAUGGAUAAAUUUCGUCUAAAGACAGUUCGACCUUUUCACACGAGAGAUGUGGUAUUAAGUGAUACUGAUGUUGACCCUACUGAUGAUGCCGCUGUGCAAGAAUAUUUAGCUGAACAGGUGUGUGAGUUUUGUGACCUUAUGACACAUGUCUGAUCACGGAGCACAGUUAGUUCUCGACACAACCUCAUAGUAUUGCCACCUAGAUUCGCAUGGGUCACUCUAGUAUCAUGGCAUUUUUCGAAAGUACAAAAGCACAUUUUCCUCUUCCCGGUAUACAUCUUUGGUCUUGGGGAGGGGGGCGUAUGUCUAAAAACAAUAGAUUUUGGCUAUAUAGUUAAUAUUCUUUUAAUUUAUCUUCUUCAAAGGUGGAGGAAUUAAUCGCAUUAGCUGAAAGCGAACAUACUGGAGACAGCAGACAGCCAAAACUGCCUUUGAUAAGACUUCGGGUAAAUUUACUAACCAGCCACACUGUUAACCAAUUAACUGAUCGGUCCUAGUUAAUUAUUACUUUUAGUGGAAAAAUAGUUUAUUCCAUGCAAAACAAAAAUGCAACGGUAACAUAAUGUCGAAUGUCUUUUCCUUUAUUCGCUCGGCACAAGCUGUCCAUGGAAAAAAUCUCAACGUCUGCGGAUGUUGCGAGCUUAGUGCUGAGCUGCUUGAAUUAACUAGCCAAUGAGAAUCCCAGUGUCUUCACGGAAAUGCGAACGAAAUGCAAAAUGCAAACGAACUUGUCAACGAUGUUGACUGGUGUUGAGUAUAGUUAUCCCAACGUAUGCGGUGAAAAUGCAUGCUGAGUGGCUAACGCCACGCGAGGCGGUUAGCUCAGCAAGUUUUUCUCGUGUGCGGUAGGCUUAGUGAGAGUCCGUUGGAUAUUUCAAUGCAUUUCAUAUUUACUGGUUUCGGCCAGGGGUUUAAUAACGGGUUGUAUGGUUGCACAUGACGUCAUUACGAGUCAUUAAGGUUACAGGACACCCUUUUUGGCGUUUUGUGGAAAAUCGCUACUGCGCGCUCAAUAUCAGUCUGAUUUUAAUCAAAUUUUCACCAAAUAUUCGCCAGUGCAUGCAAAAUAUGGUAAAGCUGUAAAAUUAACAAACAAUAAAAUAAUGUAAGAAUUAUUCAGGAAGAUCUUAAAUCGCGGUACCGUUACACUUUUGAGUUAUGCUCCUGCUGGUUUUAAGUUAUAUUUUUAAAAAUAUCAUUUUUAUACAGCAAAAUAGUUGUUCUAAAAAAUUGUGUUCGGAAAUUUUUGUUUAUUUCGUCAUUCCGCUGAUAUGGCGAUUUCUUUGACGACUGCAAUAUAUUUCUGAAUUGUUUGUGUGAAUUGCUCCUUAUUAUUAAAAUAUCCAAAAUUAGAACAAAGCCGAACACAAUUUUGAAACUGACGUCUUUAGCUAUGUCCUGUGAAAAUUCGAGAAAAAUUGGUCAAAACCCGCAGGAGCACAACUCGUUUGAAAAUCAGUAAUUACCGUAAAAUUCUUCGGGAGAAAAUUGUAUUUGAAUAUUACAUUUUCAAUGUUUUUCUUAUUGCAGCGAAAUGUAUUUUAUUAAAUAACUCUGCGAGUUUUCAACAUUUUUCGUUGAAACUUGGUCCGAUAGUAGGACUAGUCUAAUGCUUGCAUGGAAUCCAAUAAAAAAAUUUUAGGCAAAAUUAACACUCAAAUUAAGGUGUUCUGUAACCUUAAGCGUCAUCUUGGUUGAUUUUAACUUUCGUUAAGCCGUUUACAGCGAAGUAUAGUUUAGUCAAUUUAACAUUUUCUGGUUUGUUUUGAAAACAUGUUACUGUAUUAUGGAGACUUUUUAAAGGUCUUUGGCUCAAUACCACAAAAAAUGAAGAAUAUGAAUUUUAUAGUUGCCACAUGUAUUUUGAAAAUCAACCAAUAUGGCGUCGAUUGCAAACGAGCAAUAGCGUUGCUGGGACUGGGGACGAGUUUUAAAAAGUGCCCAAAUUAAGAAAUGAACCAAAUCACUAAAAAGAGCACCUCAAAAUUAGUAAGUAUACAAAGUUUGAAGACGUUUACAUGAAUACCCUUCGAAUAACAAGCUUUCGAAAAUCGCGAUAUUUACUAUGAAAUGUACUGUAAUUUGUGUUUUUGGAACAAAAACAAUCUUUUAAUCAGUAAUUUCACAAUUUUCGAAAGCUUAUUAUUCGAAAGGUAUUCAUGUAAACGUCUUCAAACUUUGUAUACUUACUAAUUUUGAGGUGGUCUUUUUAGUGAUUUGGUUCAUUUCUUAAUUUGGGUUAACACUCGUCUCCAGUCCUCUCAUCAACUUGGGAAUGGCUAAUAGCGUUGCGAGCAAUAGCGUUGUUCGCAUUGCAAGAGUUGCCUGUAUGUUCAGUGUUUGAUUAGGUUGUUUUGUUGUGUAGGUUGAGUACUCAGGUGGAUUUUCGCCAUUCAAUGUCAACAGAUUUGGACAACAGUUUGUGAAACGUGUUGCAAAUACAAAGGAUAUUUUAAAUUUCUAUCGAAAAAGAGUUUCGACUGUCAGAGGUGAGAUUUAACCUGGUUCUAACCUUGUUUAUACUGUAAGCACAAGGUUAAGGCACAGAAUAGAGGCAAACAGAAGGUCGAUUUCUUGGAUUGUUUCUUUGAUUUUGGCUACUCUGUGUUUUGGCGUAGCCGUAAUUCGUCAUCAAAAUGCUGACGCCAUGGUCCUAGCCAGUGGCUUAUGUAUAAGACGUAAUUUGUCAUCAAAAUGUCUGCGCAAAUAGGGAUAUUUCUUUUUUCAUAAUUUUAUUUAGAAUAUAAGCUAUUUAUAUUUCACAAGUCUAUCCUACAUAUCGAUGGAGAUGAUUUUGUUUUAUUUAACUACUUAUACUUAUAGAUUGUUUAUUUUCAUGUUAUAUUGUUAUAUUAUAAACUUAAUGUCUGCUUCCGAGGGAAAUAGUUUGUUUUGUUUUCCCGAGAAUCUCAAUGUUUCCCGAGACGAAGUCGAGGGAAACAUUGAGAUUCGAGGGAAAACUAUUUCCCGAGGGAACAGACAUUAAGUGUUUUGUUAUAUAGCGACGAACAAAAAUCAACAUUCAACAACACUCAUACAACAAUUGUAUUUCGUGACAAAAACUCUAUAGUGUAAACGAGUUUAAAAUGAAAAGAACCUACUUAAAUGGUUUCAACAGCAUAUCCUGUUGCCUGUUGUGUAUUUUUCUUCUCUUUUAUAUUCUUUAUUUGAACACAAACUUGGAAAAUUUUAGUUUCUAAUUAUCCGAGUUGUGCCGCCAUUUUGUUUAUUUAUGUACGAGGCCGGUCGGGGCGGGCAACAAUUUUUCACUUGUUGUCCGGCGGGAUACAUUGCAUUUAUCUGAAGUCACGUGACCACAAAUCAGCCAAUCAUGUUUGGUGCUCACGCUAGCUAUAUAACAAUACAAUUUAUUGGGCAAAUGCUUUGAAUUGUCCUUCUCUUGAAAAUACCGAAACCGACAGCGAACCGAGGUAAUUCUUUCACCAUCAAAAGUCUGAAACCGAUACGAAAUUUCUGGAACCUCACAGCUCUAACGGGUGUACUUUUUUGUUCUGAGGUAAUCCCCUGACCUUAACUGGAGCAUUGGCCCCCUUACUCUGACCGGUAACCAGGACACCCGGGGCAUUGGAAGAAACUGCGUUUAGACGCAAGUUUGCGUUCCUGCUUGUGCCUAUUGCACUUUCUGGUUUUAUUCAGAUAAGAAAGGCAACGACGUUGGUCCAGUUCGAAUUCGUCCUGAAAUAUUAGAUGAUGUUCGUGUUGAGGAUCUUGUCAAUGAAUAUCUUAACUCUCAGGAGAAUGUAAGUCGCUCUUGCUCCACGUAUGCACUGUACAAAAUAUUUCCGACAUGUUGAUUGUCUUCCGGUUAAAGCAAUUGUAAUACGUCCAACUUUUUUGGGAGGUUGGUGAGGGAGACGGGAAAACAAGUGAAUUAUUGCGACCUAAUAGUAAAAGAAGGCCACAGAGGAAUGUUGAGCAGGAUUGCGAGGUUGAUGAUUUUCUCUUUUUAAACAGAAAUUACAAUUAAGUAUUUUAUCUGGGCGUAAGAUGGGCUUGGCUUUGCAAGAGUUUGUGGACAAAGAUGAGAAAGAAGCAAUAGGGGAGAUUGUGAAACUACAACUUCGUGAUACUCAGAAAACAUUGUCAACAAAGAAACUCCGUGAUGAAGAUAUUGUGAAGGAAGUUAUUAAAGAGACUGAGCGAAGUAGAGCUGAGGAACCCAGCCAGGAAGAAGAGGCGAGGACCAGAAAGGUACCUCCCAUAUGUUGUCUGUUUAGCCCCCCCCCCCCAAAUAAUCCCCCUCUAAUAAUAAAUCCUUCUCUCAAAGGAACCCACCUCUGUCUAUAAAUAAGCCCUGUACUCAUAAAAGUUUCGCCUCCAAUAAACUUACCCUUAAUACGUUCUCCUUCCUAAUAGCCCCCCCUGUCAAAUUAGCCCGCCUCUCAAACAAUCUCCCCUCUAAAAGAAGCCCUCCUCUAGCUCCCCCCCCCCCCUAUAAACACACACUUUUCUCAAAAUAGUCCCCUCUUUAACGCCUUCUCAAAUAAGCCUUUGCUCUAAUAAGCACUCCUCUUUAAGGAGUCCACCCCCUUUUUAAGAACGCUUCCUCUCAAAUACACCCUCCACAAUAUAAAUCCUUCCUUCUCAAAUAAACCACCUCCCUAUUAAACGCUUCUCUCAAAAACCCUACCAUCCCCAUAAUAGCACUCCUUUCAUGUUGCAUUUCAUGGUUUUAGCUAGUUAGACAUAUCGUCCGUCGAAAUGCAUAUUCCUCUGACGGAUCGUCUGUCUUUCGGUUUGUUAUUUGUGUUUUGGGUUGUAUUUAUAGAACACCAAGCUACAAUCUUGGCGAAAAGUUAAUGAAACACCUAUGGAAAUCAAUAAAACUCCCCUCCUCCCUGCACAAUGUUGGACAUAGAUUCUAAAAAAUUGUGUACAAUAGUUCAUCGAUGGCAGAGAGCACUAUGUGCAGGUUUCUUGCUCAUCUUAAUCAACAUUGGAAGGGGGGAAGAAUAAAUUAAAUUGUUAAUCAAACUGGAUGUUUCAUUAGUUUUUGCCAGGAUUGUAGUUCAAAGCUUUCGUGUUGCUUUCUGGCUGCCACAAGACUGUACGAGUAGCCACAUAAUCACACGUGUUUUAAUGGCCGGAGUAUUCUAUAACUGUACUUUAGUUGGUAGAGACUAGAGAUGCAACUACCUGACUAAUACAAGGAGCAUUUGAGAAAUAUAGAAAUUCAUACUCUAUAACUGUACCUUGUCUUGCUUUGGAUUAAGUUUUCUCACAGACAGACUAAUGCAGUGCUGUAUCUGUUUAACUCCAGAUAUUGUUGUUUAGGUUUUAGAAGAAGCAGUCCGACAGUCUCAAAGCAAAAGACAAGAUGAACCAACUACUGUAUCAGAUGACAGUGAUGACGAGAGUGAAAAUCAAACUACUAAACCCACUAGAGGUAACAACUUCGUUUUGUACCACGAUGACGUUUACUUUUUAGAGUUCCAUUAAGUCAUUAGUCCCAUUGGUAUAUGUGUAAUAUUGGGUCAUUCUGAGGAGAAAUGUAAUUAUAUUUAUAGUAAAAGGCCCUCUUCGUAACUGUAGAAGUUGAGGGAUAUCAUGAGAUGAGUUUUGAAACAUUGAGUUCACCACUACUUUACCUGUAGCAGUGAGUCUGCAGAUAUCUGUUGCCAUGCAACAGGCCCCAGAUUCAGAGGUUUAAAUGGACCGAACUGCAAUGAGUUCAAGAUUGUAUAUAACAUGUGCUUUCACAUUAUUGUUCAUGGUUUUUCUUACUUUUCUGAGUUCCCCACGGCAAACAUUAUUUAUUUCCACAUCGCAAAUUCAACCAAACCAAUUCUACAGCACUCGUUUCAAGAUUGAGUUUUUGGUUCGUUUCAACGUCCACAAAAAAAGUUCUGAAAAACCCCUGACAUUGGGAAUAUAACGUAGUUUAUUUAAGUGCAACAAAAAUGAUUUCGAAGACACCAUAUUUACAUAAUUUCGUACCACCUGGGCGGGAUGCACUAGGUGGAAUAAAAACAGUCAUGUGAACACAGACAUAAUUUAUUCAACUCAGGUGAGUUUCCUGAUUAACCGGGCUCAUGUGAACCUUAUAGCGGUUAUUUUUAAAGAAAGGUAUUAAGAGAAGAUUUUUUUGUAUGUUAUGUAACACGCGCUCAAAACUAAUGCGUAUAAUAUCACUUGAGGUUAUGACCAAAUUCAAAAUUUUUAUUUUUCGAUACGUUUCUCAAUCGGCAAACAAACUUAAAAAGUGUGUUUAGUGCUUUAUCUGUAAAAUAAUGCUAAAACGAAGAGAUUUUAGAUGAUACGCCAAAGAGAAAAUUAUGUCUGGAGUUCAGUAAAUUUUGCUUAUAUGGCUUAAAUAUGGCGUCAGUUUUAAAGCAUCAUUGAUAAUUGUAUUUUAAUUGACAAUUUGUAACUAUUAUUUUAUGUUUCUCAACCGGCAGAUGCAUUUAAAAAGGUAGCUAACUGUAUAAACUAGAGAAUAAAGCAAAAACAAAGUGAUUCUGAGAGGAACGCCAAAAAGAUUUUAGGUUUUGAACACUUUUCAUUGUAAAUACGUGACAUUGAAAAAAAUUGCCUCUUAACAUUUGCUCGUAUAGAGAGGUGUCCGUAAGGAGAGGCAACUGUAAAUGUGUACAAGUCUUUCUUCAAAUUUCAUCUCAGGUUGUCAUGUAAGAUUUGCCUGCAACGGGGUUUGAAAGAUGAUUUGAUUCUAUUUUAGGACGAGGACGAGGCAGAGGACGUGGCAGGGGGAAAGAGCGAGGGAAAGGAUCACGAACAAGUAAAACACGUGACACAUCAUGGAAUACGACGUCUGAUACAUCGCGAGGUACAUCAUGCAACCAUGUUGAAGUAUUUGGUUUAUCUGCUUAUUUUGUAUUUUAUCAAUUUGUCAGAAAUUCAUCAGUUUUCAUAACCUAUAUACUUGUUUGUAGCACCGACUCGAGGAAAAAAGCAACAGAUUCUGGUAAGUCAUGGAUUGUUUUGGCAAAGGAAUUUUUGAAAUUUAUGAAUAAAGGUUAAUGUCAUCUAUACACCCUUGUUUAGCCAUACAAAUGAAUAUUGAAAAUGUUAAUGACUUACACUAGUGGUUGUAACUCUUCUUUAACUAGUUUGUAUAUAUGAAUUUACAAAUUGUUUACAACAUUCAUGUCUAUGUUGCAAAGUUGGUCAAACUAGCCCAAGUUUUGAGACACUAUAAAUUAUUUCCCAAAUGGAAAACGAAAAGUUGUAUAGUACGUUGCAUUGUUACAGUAAUUAUUUCACUACAUAUUUUCACGAGAAUGAUGAAGAAAUUAAUGCUGAAAAAUUAUCGGCUUUUAUGUCCAUGCAGAGCAAUCAGUAGACGGUCAAAUUGCUUUGCUCAGAUGCUGCAGAUAGCUGUUAUAUAUGUAUGUUAUAUAAGACACAUCUAGAAAACACAGAGAAAAGCUACCAAAUAGGCAAAUACAUCCUUGAAUUACUAUUUAGUUGCAUUAUAGACUAUACUACCACGGAUUCCAGAUUUAUCCCUUCUACCAACUUGCUGUUGACACGAAUACCUUGAUCUGGCUCUCUUACAAGAUAAUACACGAAAACCACUUAUUCCAGUCACCUCCAGACAAACUAGAUCUUCUACCAUGCAGUACUUCCACUAAAUUCAGUGUCCAAUGUGUUACGCUCAUGCAAGUUGCAAACAUUACAUCUCAUAUUCCUAUUGUGCGUCUGUCUCCUAACUCAUCUUUGUUUGUUUAGUUUGAAGAUAAAGAUGGAAGCAUGUCCUUUGGAAAAAAAGAGUCGAGGUAUGUUGAAUUUUUAGACGUAUAGAUCUCAGCAUGUUAUUAUAUGUUUUACGCCAGAUUAUUUUACUCUGCCUUUGAACGGCAUCAUUUUAUACUCGCCCGUCAUUGAGGAAACGCGCCAGUGGCAAUGGCGGAAAAGCUAGCCCCAACCCCUCUCCCUAUUCUGUGGUUAACGGAGUACUACGUCUAAUUUCCUAACUUUCCUGGCACAGAUCAAUGGUUUAAAUGCAUCGAUUUCAAUUCUCUUCUAAAACUGCAAGAAAUUGAAAAUUGUUUUUACUUAAAUUUAACUUUCUCUUGUCUCAUGAGAACACAGAGUGUUGUAGCCUACGUCGUACACCCUAAGGGACCGGUCAUUAUUUAUGGCAGGGGUGGGGGCCGAAGAGAAAAUGGUGGGGUAACUGAAAAAUAAUAGUUGCUUUAGGUGGGGUGGCCAAAAAAUCCUUGCAUGCAGAGGUGGGGUAAAAAAACAUAACCUUACUUUAAUCACACACAAUACAAUAUAUACUACUAUCAGAAUUUAAUAUGUGAUUAUUCUAAUUUUUUAAUAAAAUAUUAUUGCUUUCCAAAAUGCUGACAGAAACACCCCCCUCAACCCACCCGUAAAGGGUUAUUUUUAUAUUCAUUUACACACAAAAUCUCCAAAGACUCCAAUUACCAGACAAAAUAUAUACUGCCUAUAUAUAGGGGCUGUUUAUAUGGUGCAACUGCAAGCCAUCCCCAGGGUACCCAAGCUGGCCCAGUUUUGGCAAGAUCCUGCCUUUGUUGUUAUUUCUUACUAAAGUUCACCUUGUGUAUAUAUGGGUAAAGAGCGGGCCCAGCUAUAGCUAAGUGAGAUCCCGCCCCUUUAGCCCGAGAUCUUGCUUCAGGAAAAGUGACCUUAAGUCUGUAGCCCCUAACCCCGGGCAUCCAGCCUCACCCCCAUAUAAACAUCCUCUUAUUUCAUAUCUCAAAAAGUAUAUGUACAGUCUAUUAAAUUUUCAGGAUUUAAUUUUUGGGCAUCUACACUUGAUACUGCAUAACUAAUAUUUAUAUCCAGUAUGUGCUUGUAAACCAUGUGGACAAUUCAGGUAGCAAGUCAUGAAAUAUGCCCCAUGCCCCUUGUGAAUCUGGAGAAUCAUUCCAAUGGCUAGUUCACAAUAUGUUCAUCUCUAGCCUUUGGCAACUAGCUGUUUUUCUUUACUAGAAUAAGAUAAAAUAAGAGAAAUCUAUUUACCCGUUUUACAGAUUAAUUUAAUUGUUUAUAUAAUCAUACUUGGAAUUCGGAUGAAUAUCUUUAUCUUCACACUGUAUAACAGCAACUUUUUCUCAUUAAUUUACAGUAACUUUCUAAAUUCAGAUAUUCUCACAUGGGACAAAUACUUUAGUAUCGUUGUAUUGUUUACGAAUUAAAAUAUUAAAUUGAUUUCAUAAACUUCAAGAAUUCCUUGGGAAUUCUUAAGGAAUUCCUUUAAAAUUCCGUGAUAAUACAUGUGAUUGUCUAUAGUAAGGAAAUAUUAAAGGAAUUUCAGAGGAAAUUUUAGAAUUUAGAUAGUUGCAAUCAUGGGUGAGCACAUAUUUUGUGAAACUGUUUCAAAAUAAAAUUGCAUUUUAAUUAAUAAAAAAAUGCAAGAAUGUGAAAGAAACCAAAUUAUAUACAGUGAAACUUUAAAGUGGGAAAGAGAUAGGGUGGUGAAAUACGGUUAGUGUUCUAAAAUAUUGAAGCAUUUGGUUAAUAUAUGUUUAUGUAUGGGACUAGCAUAUUGCACUAUCUCGUGAAAAGGGAAUAUAGCGUUGAAUACAAACUAUAAAAACCCAUUCAUAUUUAAAUUUUACAAGUAGACAAAUUUUAAGCCUUCAGAUAACUAUAAUUCUUUAUAUAGUACCUUGCUAUUGUAGGGCUAACCCAUAAUAUAAAGGCAUGACUGUUGUGUGCUUUAAUUACUCCAUAAGAAAUAAGGGGCAAGGGAUAUUGGUAAAUAAGUAUUACCAAUCAAUCCUAUUCCCUUUUAAUUAUAAUGUCCACUGUGGUCAAAGCACCCUAUAAUAAUUAUUAUUUACUCUCUAACAGCAGAUGAGCUUACUCAUCAAGGGCAAUUUUGUACCUUGAUGAGUAAUACGCAUACAAAAUACUAAACUGUUUCAUUACAUAUUUUAUGUCUGAACCUUUGACAUUGCAACAAAAUAGGUUUGGGUGGGGUAAAAAAAUUUUCUGGCAUUCCACCGGUGGGGUAGCUAGAAACUUUGUUUCGAAAAAGGUGGGGUAAUGAUUUUUUCCUGCUUCAUUAUACUUUCUCUUCGGCCCCCACCCCUGCCAUAAAUAAUGACCGGUCCCUAACUCAAUGGGGUUUAUCGUUGAAAAAACUCCAAAAUUAACUUCUCCAAAUCUUAAUAUUACACUCCCUGCCCCAGGCCGCUCGGUCAUCAUCUGACCAAAUUUUACGUUUUGUCCGAUCAAAUCUUUUAUGACCGGAUAUGUGACCGAUAGAUUUAAGCUGAUUAAUUAUGUAACGAAACGCAAAAUAAUUCUUAGCAUAUUUUUUAACAGAUUUUGUAAAUUGUUGAUAUUAAAUAUACAGAAAAUAUCCAAAUAACCAGAAAAUAUCGCGCUUGUAGUAAAUCAUUAUAGUGUUAUAUAAAAUAUGAACACGGUUUUCAACUUUUCACAGCUUGCAGUAUAUAGCCAACGUAUAGCAUCUGCAAUACAUACGAGAAACACUGUCCGAUAAGAACUUGUCUUGACCGGACAUUUGUCCUUCCAAGCAAAAUGAUUGUCAGGCCUGCUAUCCUGUGAACUUUCAUGUUGCUCAGUUAUGUACCAAGCAUCAUUCGCUAUUAAUUAUUGUCGUUACAUUUUUUGCAGGGGCAAUUCAUCUCGAUCCGCAUGGGAUGAAAAUUCGAAUGACAUGGAUGAGGUACGUCCAGAGUUUUAGAUUUACCUAAUAUGGGCACAGCAUGCAGUGGGAUCUUGAUCUCCUGAGGAACAUUUACCUCGGCAAGAAGAUUGAGGAACAUUUUUCACACACGUAACGUUAUGGGAGAAUCUCAAAAGGAUUCAUUAUAUCAUACUUCCUUAUACGUCACUUCCUGUUCAAGUGUUGUUCAAUGUUCAGAUUUGGCGUAAUGUACGGUCAUAUUUUUCGUUGUUUUGUUUCAUUACAUCACGUGUCAUUUCGAGUCUCUGCCCCCCGACAGUCACAUUUACCCAUUCAAGACCUACCUAUCGUUCUAUACCAUUAAUUUUGUACGAAUCCAUUUGUAAGAGGUGUCCAACUGCCUCGUCCUCUGUAAUGUUUGCAUGAAGUAUUGUCAUGGCGUAACGCGUUUACAGUCGCGCAGAGAGCGAUGGGAUAUGCGCGUUUUGGUUAGCACCUGGCCAAACUUAUAGCUGUCACAAUUAACAAGCAUAAGAGUAACGAAACAUUUGCGAUAUAUUUUACAAACGUUUUAAGAUGAUGGCGGCACUUUGCUUGCGAUAGUAACGUCUAGUAUUUUUUUAUUUAUAUACCUACAGGAAGAAGAUCCCUUUGCUUUUCCAUCAAAACGACAACGAAGAUAAAGGUUGGCAUGUAGAGUAACUUGAGUCGUGGUGAGUUAGGUAGGAAAUGACAAAGCAGGAGAGGUUACCUCAUAACUGCAGAAACCCGCCGCUUUUUUUCAAAGAAGAAAAUGGAAAGAAACAGCCCAAGCACACCGGGAAAACAUUGCUCCCCAGUUAUGUUUGGCGAAGGUGUGCAAACUAGGAAACACUGUUUUUGGAACCAAAAUCAUCGUUAGGGAACAAAAUUAUAUUUUUGAAAUUGCUGGGAAACAUUUUUGCCUUCUGGGAAGCAGUGUUCAAUAUAACAACUGGCCAUCGACAUUUUCCGAGCAAAACGCGAAUAUGGCUGUCUAUGCCGAGUAUAUAUACUCUGCAACGACAUUACGGCCGUUCAUUUUGCCGCAUUAAUUUGAAUUGUUUCUCCUUUUUCUUUCGGAACCAAAACACAAUCUCUUACCGCAACCUUUAAACCAACCUGAUACGGAGUAUCUUCAUUGGAGGGUAGCGGCGGUGAAAACACUGAGUAUCUGGUUGAUAUUAACACUUGCAAAAGAGAGUUACAACUUAGUCAAUAACUUUGCCAAUUGAAAUUCCUUUCAACUUCGUAAUAUUGUUGAGGUAUAUUGAUCAAAUAAAUUGCAUUUAUUAUAUUGAAUUUCUAAUCAAAUUUCGUAAGUAUGCGAGUGAAGUAAUUACAACACAAUGUACUGUACAACUUUCUCUUUCACUUUAUAAAUAAUUAAUGGCUGACCCACAUAUUGUCAGACCAAGUUUUCAGAAUUAUAUUGAACUCUGCUGGGAAGCAACAUUUUUUCCCGGUUUCAAAGAAACAUCGUAAUUAGUCGCUGGGGCAAGCGACUUAAGUUUUUGUUUUACAAAUCGAAAUAAUUAUGCAAGCCAACAGUAUUGGAUGAAAGAUGGCGGACGCUUUUCCACCAGUUUCGUAGAUCUCUUAAAAAUAUAAGUAUUUUUGGUGAACAUUCAACCAAAUUUUGCUGUUGUUUUGAAUGCCUUAGAGUACACUUUCUCAACUUUUUUUGUCAUUGUUUUAAAACAAAAUAUCUAAUUUGAUGUUCUUUGACAUGUUUGCUAUUUCUUGUCAUUAUUUAUCAAUAUUCAAUGCAUUUUAUCAAGUCCUCAGAAAUUUCCUAUGAAAUUCCCUAUGAAAUUCCCUAAAAGCUUAAUUUCCUUAAAGAAAUUUUGUUGUGGACCUCGUACUGAUUCUCUUUAAAUCACAUUUCCGACAAAUCUUCCAUGUCAGUCUCACACUAAUAAAACUACUUCAUACGAAAAAAUAAACAAACAAAAGCCAGCAACCUUAAUCACGAUCAUUUUUUUCAGAUCAGCUUAUGCAAUAGCCCCAGCGACUAAUGCUUAAUAGAGCGUCUUGUUUUAAAUAGUUUCUGCAAGAGUCUGUGCCCAAAGGUUGAGACAUUUGGCUAUCUCGCUCUCCGUAAAGCCUGACGCACACGAUGCGAUUUCAGUCGGCCGAUUUAAGCUCGGUUUACCUGCCGAUACAUUACAAUCCGCAGUACAAUAUGUUCUAUGUAUGUCAGAUAACUGAUAAUGAAUGCGCGAACUGAUUAAUCGAAAUUAUAUGAAAAUCAUACAAAAUCCAUCGAAUAUUGUCAAGCCAUGUCAUCACAGCCUCAAUUCUAGUUGGUUCAGAUAACUGAUAAUGGAACAAAUCGGCUGAUAAAAAUCGAACAUAUUAAAACAAUUUGAUCUGGUCCGAUUAAAAUCGACCGACCAAAAUCGCUUCAAAAUGACACCGCACACGAAAAAAUGUCAUUCAUUUAGUUUUAUCGGUUGAUUGGUCGCAUCGUGUGCGCCUGGCUUAAGCAGAACCUUGACUCUGUUUGAAAUCGACCGUAGUCCCGAAUCAGUUACAAUAUUCGGAUUUCGGACAUCGUCAAUACGUUGGCACAGAACAUUCCCAACGUCCACUGACGAUCUACGAUGAACGAUCAGAGACAUUCGUAUCACUAGCCAACGUUGAGUUUCAACUGUUUUAUUUGUACAAUAAUGAACAUUAGCUCAGUAUGUUAAUAUAUGUUAUCGUAAAUAAAGAAAAUUAUUAUAAUUAAUCAAUGGCAGAGUAUAGUAUUUGGAAGCAGGCACUGAUCUGAAGAUUAAGUAUGGAUAGGGUAUCCUUUUGAAACCAGCCAAUUUUGGUCACACAUGUCUUACCGCUAUUGGCUUCAUUAGCAGAAGAACUAUAUCCAGUGCUAGUCUUAGUCAGAUCAGUAGGGGCAGGAGCCGUUUUGGUCCCGGGCUGCAAUGCCUUCAUCGCAAGUAUUGCCAUGGCAACAAAGUAGCAAACUGGAGCAAAAUUACAGCAGCAAUACCAGCAACCCGUAAAAUAGCAGCAAAAACAUGACAAUUUUGCCAAGGCAUCAUCCCUUCGAGACACCAGUCACAUUUACGAAUUGGUAGAAGAAAUACAACCUAUAGUGGCCCAAAACGUUGCUGCAACUAGGCGAAGCAAAAAAAACACAGGCAAGUAUUUUGAUUACAGGGAAAUGGCAAUAUAAAAUUUCUAUUUUCUCAUUUGAAAGAACUUUUGAAAUUAUAUGUUAACUUCUUUUACCGAUUUUUCAUAUCUUGCUUAGUUCUUGAAAUAUUUUCACUUGAAGUAAUGAGAUGUCCGCCAUCUUGGACAAAUUUUUAUCUCAACGGUAGUUUUGGUGACGUCACAACAGGGAUUAACCAUAUAAAAGUAUUCGUUGCUGACCAAAUAUUGAUUGGUAGAUGUUGUGAAGGUUUUCAGCGAUCUUGAUAUUUCGAAGGGCAGACAGAGUAUAGUUUUGAGUGCAAAAUGAUCGGUGGUUGUCUAGAUAAAAUAUUGCGUGACCCCUGUUGUGACGUGCAUGCAUAUCUACAAAAAUUGAAGAUGGCGGACAUUUCAUUAUUUGUUGAAGUAAGCAAGAUAUGAAAAAACGGUACAAGAGUAUUAUUAUAUAUAGUCUUACAAGUUCUUUCAAAUGAGAAAAUAAAAAUAUAUAUUGCCAUUUCCUUUAAUUAGAGUAAUGGUCACAAGGCGCAAGGAACCUAUAGCUCUUCGUCAUGAACGCCCCUUAGCAUGCAUUCAUAAUACAUCUGCCGUCAAACCAUGUAAAAGCCAAUUUAAACUUUCGUGGGGUUCAAUCUAUGAUGUAACCUUAAUUAAACUAUUAUUAGUCUAUGACUAUAUAUACAACAUCUUCGUCGUAUAAUUCUUUUCACAAUAUAGUCAACCACAGUAUACGAGCUGUUCUGCAACCUGAUUGGUUGAAAUACAGUGUACUCACUGGGUAUCAUCGUUUUCGCAAUGAGAAAAGGAAAAUAUUUAGUAUCAUUAAAACUUUAUCUAAACACGAAAUUCAUUCACAUUAUGUGCUUUUCCAUGGAGCCAUGUACAAUAGAAAUAUUCCCAAAGUAUUUAAUGGUUCAAAAAGUAUCUAUUAUCUUAAAUGUUUUUGAAAGUUGCUACCGAUGUAGCAUUGAUUGAUUGCUUCAACAAUUAUUCGCUUUAAGAUAACAGUACAAGAAAAACUAUCAAAAGUUUCGACAGGUUAGCAAAAUGCAUUUAGUAUAUAGAAAUUGGUUUAAAAACAAGUUUUUUUAAAAAAUUAAUACCGAAACAACAGCUAGCGAAGAAAGCAUGUUCAUUGAGAAUACAAAUUGUUCAGAAAAAGUCGCAAAAUUUUCAGGCCAAGUCGACGAUACGGAUUUCGGCCGAACAAAACUGUCAAAACAUUGCAACAGAAAAUAAUAUAUUAUUGCUGCAGUCAAUGGCUAUGAUAGACUAUAUUAUAUAAUAAAACAAUUAUACCAUUCACUCUCGUCAUAUAUGGAUAGCGGACUCGGUGCUACGCACCUGGUAUAUCAGCUCAUGUAUGACAACUCGUAUACGACUAUAAGCCCAUAUACGACUAUUAGCCCGUAUGCGACUAUUAGCCCAUAUGCGACUAUAAGCCCAUAUACGAUCCCAUAUAUCUGCUACUUAGGUUUUAAUGAAUUCAGCCCAGUUUGCGAAUAUGCCUUUAUCAUGUGGUGACGUCAUUACACUGGACCAGAACGAGGCUUCGUGUGACAUGUGACGCCACUCAUACGACGUAAUGUUAACACUGAUCAAGACAAUCUGUUGUAUAACUAAUAUCAUCAAGGCAACACCAAUAAUCAACGCAUAACAGGAACAUACGAAUACCAAGGCGGAACUAAAAUAAAAAGAAACGUUGGCAAAAAAAACAACCCAGAAAACCAACAAGAAAGGUGGCCUGGGUAUCCUGUUUCCCUUCCUUAAAGUGCCUAUAUCAUGGUUUUGGAGUUUGCAUAUCUCGAAAGUUUAGCGUAUUUUAAGACACUGCAAUAGAUUUUGUUAUUGAAAAAUUUCAACUUGAUGGAUUUAUUAGUUCUUAAAGUUACCGGACAUGACGUCAAAAGGAGAAUUGCAAAUCAGUUUUCCUUUGUAUCAUUGCAACAAAAUUCUCUUUUUGACGUCAUGUCCGGUAACUUUAAAGCUAGAUUACAGUCCAUUCUGCGCAUGUGCGGGCUUUGUUUACAUUUUUUGUUUUGGUUUGGAUCCACUUCAAUUGUAUAAUAUGAAGUAUAGCGGCUAUGCACUAUAUAAAUGGAGUCCGAGUCAGGAGUGGAGUUAUUAAUUUUUUUAAAAUUGUCUUCUGAAAGACAAGCAAUUAAAUAUUUUGAAAGAUCAUGAAUGGAAGAUAUAUUGUUGAUCAAUUCGGCAUUUGUUUUUUGUGUGCCUCGUUGAUGAAACAUUCAGACGAGACCGACAAAGCCGACCCAAAGGUGCGAGUCACUGUAUUGAUUAUAUUAAUGUUCGGCAUUGUAAAAUAAACUUUGGAAGUGUCAAAGUAAUCACUAAUUUUUCCUUGGGGUAUUUGUUCGUCAAAACACAUUGCCAAAGUCAUUGUUGCUGUCAUGGCAGAAGCACUCGGAGAAAGCUUUUCGCUGGAAGAAUUGGAAACGAUAUGUUCAUGUCGCGGCUUGCUCCAGCGGGGCCUCCAGCUUCUGUCUUCGAUAGAGUAUGGGUAUUUUUUGCUCAAGCGCGUGCCGCGAAGAGGAUUUUGAUACAUGUAUGAACAAUCGAAGGACAGAUGGUGAGUUUGUAUUAUUGCUAUUAGUUAUGUACUGUUCGUUAGAAACGUGCUUCACAUGUAAUCUUAUUGUAUUUGUUCAUUAGUUUAUAACUUUAUAUAUGUUUUGUUAGUUUAUACGCAAAAAAAUGUGGCCUGAGCAAUGGUUCAUUUGAGAAUAUGUAAUGUUGUUCACCGCGAUAGUUCACUCAAAGGAUAAUGAUUAUCUAACAAUAGCUGGGUAAACUUUGUUUACAUAUUUUGAUACUUUGCCUGCCAAAAAUAUACACAGACUUAUAUUUCUGAAAGCUUUAACCACUGGCUUUAACACACAUGAUUUGUUUUAUUAAAUACCCCACAUAAUUAUGCAUAUCCUUGCCGGGUAAAAUAUCAAAUUAUGUAAAAAGGCUUACCUGUCUAUAUACAAGUGUACAUAGCUGUGAAAAUGCAGUAAUUUGGUGGUAAGAAAUAUCUGUGUUUCACUGUGCUUGAGUCUUUGCAUUUAAUUAAUGAUAAAUAUAUUCAUUUCAGAAUCUUGUGGAAGCAAUGGAUUUAAAUGCCCUUUGAAGAGCAUUUGCGUUAGAGCUUAUACAGCAUCAGCCAGCUGCAUUUGUCAAUUUGGUAAAUGGUGAAUUGCCAGGUGAACUGCUUCAACCAGACCCAGCUACGGAAAACCAGAAAAUGCCUCAGAGUAUUGCAAAUGUGGAUGCUGUGUUGCAAUGCCAACAAAAUGGGUAAACAAAUGCUGUACACAAUCAAGACAGCCUUGCAUAACCCUAGCCCUCUCUUCCCACAGUGGCACAGUUAGUACUUGAUGGAAAUGUUCGAUCUGGACAUGGCCAUGCAUUAGAGCGAUCAUUGAGGGAAACUUUAUUAUUCAUUAAUCCAUUUUACUGCAAUUAUCUCCUCAUGACAGGGAGGAUCAUUUUAAAUAUUUUGAAAGAACUUGGGUAAUUCACACCUGUUAAGGCCCGUUCACACAAGCGAUUUUAAACUUUGAUUUUCUCCUUUUGGCAUUUGUGUUUUAGCAAAAUUACAGGAAACAUUACUUUGCAUGGCUUUAUUAUUUACUCUAACACAUACACCAAAAGAAGAAAAUUGCAGUUCAAAAUUGCUUCAAACUUAUUAUAAGCUUUCUCUUUCUACUAACCACAGCAAAUGUUGCUAACAAAUGAAAGCCUUUAUCAUGUUAAUGGUUAAAUGUUUAUGAACAGUAAUAUUUCAUUAUAUAAAAGACCAGUUAUCAAAUACAUUGGAUGUUCAAGCACAACAUUUUGUAUUGACAUUGAUUUUUUUAUUCUUUAAAAUUACUCCUUGCUCCUUACUUCAGUCCUGAAAAGUGUAUUGCUGUGCACCGAAGAUCAAUGAAUCCAAUAUGGACACCCUGGCUCAGUAUUGGGGUCCAGGAGUUUGUAAUCAGAUUUCCUUCUCCUAGGUGGAUUGCCUUUCAGGGAUUAUGAGCUCCACCUAACAGAGCACUUUGUUUUAACUGGCAGACACUUGUCUACAGUGAUCAGUUGAAUUUAUACUGAUGGGUUUCAACAAGUUCUUUGACUGAAGGAGGAGGGACAGGGGUUAUGUUAGGAGCGAUUUGCCUUCGGUAAUCACUUGCAACACCAUUCCCCAUAUCUAAAGAAGACUUAUAAUUAGUUUUAAACUUAUUCCUGUUUAAAUGCUGCUGACCAAUGUGUUUUAAAAACACUCAAAUGGCUUUUUUCAAGCCACAUUUUGAUUUUGUUAAUGUUCAUGCAAAUCAAAAUUUGGCUUUCCAAAAAGCCUUAAGUGCUCUUAAAACACAUCAAUCAACAUGCCUACAGAAUGAUCAAAAUAUUUGUUUGAAAAUGUGAUAUGAAGAAUAUGGAAUUUCAUAAUGAAAAGUGAAAAAUAAAAGUCACUUUUUUUCUCACUAGGAUUCAGGAAAGCAUAAAAUGUUAUACAUACCUUCAUUAUAAGUUGUAGGAUGUAUUCGUACUGCCUAGGAGAAUCUUUAUAUGGCUCCAUUGCUGUUUCUUCCCCUUGCUGAACAUAUACUGGCAAUGGCUCAUGUCUGCAUUGUAUUGUUUCAUCUGGCUACUGAUCCGUCUGGGUUUCCACAGCGCUAUAAGUGCACAAUAAAAUUUUGUAAUGAGGAAAUAUAACAACAUUAACAUAACUGAAAUAUCCAGGGAUAUGUGUUAUGUGCUUACCACAAUUAAAUCCGUCUUGAUGUUUCGUAUACAGGCUCGAUCAGCAUAGUAUUCGCGAACCCUCGUCACUUUUAAUUCCAGCUUCAGUUUUGAAAUGAUUUCACCGACCAAUAGCAUCAUUAAAGUACAUUUUCGUUGCAUACCUUUUCGCGAAAUGUUUUUUUUUCGAUUUCCUGAUGGUUUUGGCGACCAGCAUUAGAAGGAUUUGUCUUUGAAGUGGACGGCUCUAUUAUAUAACUCUUGCGAGUCGGCCAUUUUGAGCGCGCAUAUCCGAAUAAGGACUGGGGAGCACACAAAAUCAAAACAAGUGUGGUGCUCACAUUUGUUUACAUUUUUGACACAUGCGCAGAAGGGACUGUAAUCUAGCUUUAAUAUAAUUAAAGUGCUUAUGUCACAAAAAUUGUUUUUUGAUAUUUGGUAGAGGACAAAAAGUUAGUUAAUAGGUUCUUUAGCAUUUUUCGGUUUUCUCUUUUCAUUCGCGAGAUACGAGGCUCUAAACCUUGAAAAAUUGGCUUUUAGCGAAAAAUUGUCGCGCCCGAGAAAAAACAGAAAAGGAUCUGGGGCGAGAGCCGUGUGACGUAGCUUAAGGGGGGCGGAUCUAGGGGCGGAUCUAGGAUUUUUCGUACCUCAGUCAAAAUUUUUUGGCGGACGGGGCGUUGUCAGCGCUGGGCGUGGUCUCGACUGGGCGUGAAAAACGUAUUUAGAUUAAAUUUAAAUUGAUAAACUCAAACGAACAUUUGAUUCUUAUCCAUUGUAAGAAAAACUACAAAUGCACAAAGAUAUAUUGAUCCUAUUCCAAUACAAAAUUUUAUGGAUAUAUUACUAUGAUAUAGUACAUUAAAACUCAGCAGAAUUUAAUAACAUGUUUGCCUGUGGAUUAAUCAAUCGUCGUCAUAUUGAUACUAUAUACCUAUAAGUGUAUCAUUGUAAAACUUGUAAAAUCAUAUGGCAGCAAAUGCAUUAAAUUAAGGAAAUAUACUGUUCUGUUACCAAAAACGCAGAACUAUACAAAUAAUUGCUAGUAGCCUCAGCUAAAAAAAACAACCAGAUAUUCAUUAACUAAGUCAAACACUAUUACAUUAACAAGAUAUAAAGAUGUUAUGUCAAAUAUUAAUAAACUAGUUACAUGAGAAUGGCUACCAGUCAAUGAGCUUUUCAAGCUAGCUUAAAUAUUUCGCAUCAUCAUGUUACACCAGACCAAUGCGGUCUAACAAGCCGUGUCGAUAGGCUAUGGACAAACAGUAUUCUAUAAGGCCGACAUGUUGUGUGAUCGAUGCAUAAAUAUAUAUAAAUGUUAAAUAAAACUUCACUAUAAACACGAGAAUCAACAAAUGCUUACAAUGUGGACAUUGAAUAAAACAUAUUUUAGCUUCUUGACGCGAGAAUUAUGCUAAUACAGCACAGCGAAUAUUAAAAUAUCAUAUGUCAAACAAUCAUUAACAACACCACCGACGGCUUUGGUUCUUCGGUUUAAUUAAUAUAAACUAAAGAUAUAUCAUUAUAAAACCAUAAAUUUCUCUACCUUAUUGCAGUGCAAGCUUUGUCUUUCUUAUCUCGGAAUGUAGCUCUCUGCGCCAAAAUUUCUAGCGAGGCUUCUGCUUGUGUUGUUGAUGGCGCUCACUUUGCCGUUCAGUAGCUCCUCAACAGAAUUUGUCCAUGAAGCAUCGAUAUUCUUCUCAAGCUCAGUAUACAAACGUUGUAGAGAUUCUAAAUUGUUUGCCGCAAUCGCAAACUGAAUAUUGUCGAAAAUGUUUCCAGAUAUCGCUGGCAGAGAUCGCUCGUAAAAAUAUAAUAGUAAAAUUUCUCACAUGCCAUACGUUCGAAAUAGUAAACAUUCAGGAGGUAUAAAACACCAAAUGCCGUGUUGACGAAUACCCCACGCUGCGAAUCCGUCGAAAAUAUAAGCCAAUGACAGUGCAGAAUAUUUUUAAAUGGUUCAAUCAGAAGACUCAUACAGAGCCCCUGAAUCUGCAAAUCCGUCAGGCCUCCCCACAGAUCCGUCGCAAAUGGCUGUAACCAUGGAAAUGAGCGCGUCAGCCAAUCAGAUAGCCGGAUUCAACCCCCGAAUCCGUCAACAUUCAUGCGUAAGACCGCUGUUCGUGACUGACUAACAUUACUUUGCCGAAGCUAUGCCGCAGCAUGAAACGAAUAACUGGACUACGAUUCAAAAUUUUAAUAACUCGAUCUACUGGCCGCUAUAGAUAGCUGGAGUCGAAUUUUUUUAAUUAAGUAGGCCAAUUUUUACUUCAGUCGCGCGACUGACUUGACGACCCCUAAGAUCCGCCCCUGAAUUUAAACAUGGAUUCGAACAAACACGAUAGACAACAAAGGAGAAAAGAAAGUCAAUCAACCCAAACUUCUAUUGAAGUUUUCAAGGGCAAGGCCAAAACCAACAAAGAAAGCAUACAACAAAUGCAAAUUCAAAUGAUUUAUUUCAAAAAGGCUCAAAGAAUAAUAAGUCUGGUAAACUUGUUUUCAUCGCCGGGGACUCAAUUCUACAACAUGUUCACGGCUGGGACUUGUCUAACGAUAAACAACGUGUAUCUGUAAAGUCCUUUUCAGGGAGUAAAGCUGAAGAUAUGCAAGAUUACAUAAACCCAUUACUACGCAAAAGCCCGACGAGAUAAUAUUGCAUGUAGGCACUAACAAUAUUAAAGAUAACUCCAAGACGGCAGAAGCUAGUGUUGCUGCGGGUAUCUUAAACCUCGGAACCCAAAUAAAGGAUAGUCUACCAUGCACUAACGUUUGUAUAUCUGGCAUUAUUACCAGGAAAGAUAAAGAUAAUAUCCAGAAUAAAAUUAAAACUGUAAAUGACAUUCUUAAACGGGCCCCUGACCAAAACAAAUGGACCUAUAUAGACAACACUAAUUUAGAUUAUACUUGCCUAAAUAGAGGUGGCCUAGCACUCUCACUAGAAAUUAUAGUAAUCACUUUAGUCGUAAUUGAAAUAAGGCAUGGCCAGGUGCUGUAAGGCAUACCCAAUUUAACCCAUAUUUCCCUGAUUUCAGGGGUUUCAAAAUGGGUAUGCUUAACAUAACCAGUAUAAGUAUAUUGACGAAAUUAGGAUCAUAUUAGCCGAUGAAUGUCUCGAUAUUCUUGCAUUAAAUGAGACAAGAUUGGAUGAUACUAUUAAUAACCAGGAUAUGUACAUAAGUAAUUAUGAUCUUAUUAGGGUCGAUCGUUCUAGAACAGGGGGAGGCGUCUGUUUAUAUGUAAAAACUGCCCUUAACUAUUUAGAACGAAAAUAUCUGACUAGAGAUAAUCUCGAAGCUAUAUUUGUUGAGAUUCGCAAACCUUCCACCGCCCAUGUAUUGUCGGUACUAUUUACAGACCUCAAAGUUGCCACAAUUGAGCAAUUAGUAAAAACAAUAGAUGAUGAAAAUAAGGAAUUUUACAUACUUGGUGACUUAAAUGCUAACAUGCUUGACACCUCAAACAAUGCCACAAAGAAUUUAAAUUCAAUCAUGGAAUUAUAUCAAUUAUCGCAAACGAUAAACACACCCACCCGUGUGACCACGACCUCAUCCUCCCUAAUAGACGUUUGUCUUACUCCCACUCCAACUAAGUCAAUAACAUCACAAGUAAUACCAAUUGCCAUUAGUGAUCAUUACAUGAUCUUCGUUGUUCGUAAAAUAAAUAUCCAGCGCAAACAAAACAGUCACAAGAAAGUUGAAAUUUGAAAUUUAAAAUAUUUUAAUGCUGAGAGUUUCCAAGUUGACCUGCGUGGUCAGGAAUGGGAAUUAUUAGAUAACAAUCUCUGCGUUGAUAAGAUGUGGGACACAUGGAAACACUUUUCGUACAAGUUCUUGAUAGGCAUGCCCCAAUCAGGGAAAUGAGUCAGAGUUAACCAAAAGUAAACCAAAUGUUCCUUGGCUCACUAGUAAAAUUUAAAAAACAAAUCCGCGAACGCGAUCGCCUUAAAUCUCUUGCUAUUAGACAUAAAUCGGAAAAUUACUGGAACGCAUACAAAACUUCUAGAAAUCGCGUAAUUGAUGCAUUGCGAGAAACAAAAGCAGCAUAUUAUAAAGAAGAAUUUAAGAAAGUCAAACAUGAUCCCAAACAAGCAUGGAAAACUGUGAAUAAAGUCCUAAACCGUAAACAGGAAAGUAGAGAAAUAAAUUGUCUUGAAACACAGAGAGGACAAAUUUCACAUCCAACGGAGUGAGCGGAGUGUUUUAAUAAUUAUUUCACCAAUAUUGGUCUAGAUAUUGCCAAAAAUAUCGACAAUGGUGACAGAAAUUUCAAGGAUUACAUCACGACAACAACUAGUAGCUUUAAUUUUCAAACAGUGUCUGAAUCGAAUGUAUACAGACGUCUGUUAUCUCUAAAUCCUCGUAAAUCUACUAGAAUUGACAAAAUCCCUGCUAAAAUUAUUCGCAUUGCUGCUCCUGUAAUUACAAACACCUUGACAAAAAUUUUCAAUAUGGCCAUUAAAGUGCAACUGUUCCUUUUGAGUGGAAAAUAGCAAGAGUCACUCCCAUAUUUAAACUAAAAGGCGCAACACGUUCUGUCCCGGAAAAAAUUUCAAUAAAAACAAGUGUCAACAAUGUUCGUGAAUAUGCCGAGAAUCCUAGGGACAUCGCAACACUUUUCAACCGCUACUUUGUAUCAAUCUUCUCGAGUGAUCCUAUCAAUAUUGUUAAUCAACAAUCUAUAUCCGAAACCACUGACACUAUUUUUAAUGACAUUGUUUUGUCGGAAGGAACAGUGCGCUCAGUUUUAAGAAAUCUUGAUAUCAACAAAGCGCAUGGUCCGGAUGAAAUCCCAGCAAGAUUACUUACCGAAACUGCAUACCAAAUCGCUCCAUCUCUAUGCCUUCUGUUUAACAAGUCCUUAAAAAGUGGACUAGUUCCUCGAGAAUGGAAACUUGCCAAUGUUGUACCCAUCCACAAAAAGGGGGAUAAAGAUCAUGUAGAAAACUAUCGGCCAAUUUCUCUUCUCUCACUUGUCUCCAAAGUCUUAGAGCGUUGCGUGUUCAUUAGUAUCAAAGAACAUGCUUUCAGUCAAAUAAAUUCUUGCCAACAUGGCUUCAUUUCAGGAAAAUCAUGCGUGACACAACUAAUUGAAGUUUUAGAUACCAUCGGCAGCCAAUUAGAUCUCGGAAAGCAGAUUGAUGUGAUCUACCUGGAUAUGUCAAAAGCAUUUGAUAAGGUUAGUCACGUACGUCUUCUACAUCGUCUCAGAGAAUUUGGAUUCGGAGGAAAUCUCUUAAUGUGGUUUAAUUCUUUCUUGAAAAAUCGCCAACAACAAACUACUGUUCUCGGUGCAACAUCGACAGCACUACCAGUGACAUCCGGAGUGCCACAAGGUUCCAUUCUUGGCCCGCUACUUUUCCUCUUAUAUACCAAUGAUCUAUCCUCUUCCAUCGUGAAUUCGAACGUAGCAGCUUUCGCUGAUGACACUAAGAUUUUUAAAGUGAUUAACUCCAGGACCGAUGCAAUGUUAUUACAAAAUGAUCUUCUCAACUUUAAUUCCUCCUUAUCCAAUGCUGGUCUGCAUCUUAACACAUCAAAAUGUAAAACCCUCCAGGUCACCAGGAAACACAACAAAAUAGAUUUCCCUUAUCAACUACAAGAUACCAUACUAGAAAAGACUGAUUGCGAACUCGAUUUAGGUGUAUGGACGAAUUAUGAUCUCACUUGGUCAAAGCAAGUUACACAACAAAGUAACAAAGCUAAUAAAAUGCUGGGUUAUAUUCGAAGAUCAACUUUCAAUAUUCGCGAGUUUGCAAUUCGACGAACACUGUACCUUUCUCUGGUUCGCUCACACUUAGGAUAUGCCACCCAAGUAUGGGCGCCACAAACAGUUGAGUUGGUGAAAAGAGUAGAACGAGUUCAGAGGCGUGCAACUAAAUAUAUUUUAAAUGUUCCCUUUAUUUGUGAUACAGAAUAUAGAGACCGACUCCUUGCAACCAGUUUGCUCCCUCUCAGCUACUGGCACGAAUACCUGGAUGUAGUAUUCUUCUAUAAGGCAAAUCACGACAUUUUUAAUAUUGAUAAAAUAAUUCUUCCAUUUCCUCAACCUCAGGGUAAAAGACAGACAAGAUCAUUUAAUCCCAACUCGCACAAAUAUAAAAUUCCGACAUAGAAGACGUCAACCUAUGAAAAAUCUUACAAAAUCCGAACAUCAAGAAUAUGGAACACACUACCCAAUUAUAUUACAUCCAAAGACCUAACAUUUUCAGAAUUCAAGAAUCUUCUUUUUAAGUACUAUAUUUUAGCAUUAGAAAAUACAUACGAUGUUGAGGAUCCCCGGACAUGGAAAAGUGUGUGUAUAAAAUGUAAUUCCGCUCGAAGUUUAAUGAACUCUCCAUUGACAUGCUGCUUUUAGACAAAUGUAAUGACUGUUGUUCAAGUAUUGUCUGUUGUGUGUGUUUAGUAUACCUUGUAAAUUGUUUCUGUAUAACUAUUGGGGCCGCUGUAAUUGGCAAUAGCUGUUGUGGUUUCCCAGCCAAUGAAUGUAUAAGUAUGAUGGCAAAGUAAAUAAAUAAAUAAAUAAAUAAAUAUUUAAAAACGGCCGACGAAACUUAUUAAACAACUAUCGCCCCAUUUCUAUCCUCCCUGUAGUAAGUAAACUUUUUGAAAAAGUAUUAUACGAACAACUCCAGGAGUAUCUUGUUACACAGGAGUUGUUGUCCCCUCGUCAAUUUGGUUUUAGAAAGUUUCAUUCUACAGUCUCUGCUCUUUUAGAUAGUAUAAAUGAAUGGUUUAUUAAUAUGGACCGUGGUUUGUUUAAUAUAGCUGUUUUUCUGGACUUACAAAAGGCGUUCGACACCAUAAAUCAUGACAUCCUGUUAACGAAACUUGAUCUUUAUGGCCUACAGAAGCCAUCAUUAAACCUUUUAGGAUCCUAUUUAGCGAAUAGAACCCAAAUGUGCUCCGUUAAUGGCGCUCUGUCGGGCAAGAAGUUGUGAUAGUCACCCGUAUAAAUAACAAACUUUAUUUAUCUUUACAAUCUAAGAGUAUAACACAACGUGUUUACAAUGUACGUCCAUAAAACAAUAUGGCGACUAUCGGGACUGCUGCUGCAUGGUCAACAUUUCGCAGGCGCUCACAAAGUUGGUUACAUGUGGAAUCCCUCAAGGUUCAAUUCUUGGCCCACUCUUAUUCUUGAUCUACAUUAAUGAUCUGCCUAACAGUUUGGAGUACUCGUCGACAAGAAUGUUUGCCGACGAUGCGACUCUAACUGUAUCUGGCAAGUCAAUUCAAGAUGUAGGAGGUGGCAAUAGAUCAUGACCUUACCAACGUUAAACAAUGGCUUUCUGCAAAUAGAUUAUCUCUUGAUCUAGUUAAAACUGAAUAUCUACUAAUAGGAUCUCGGUACAACAUAAAUAAUUUACUUGCUGCUCCAAAUGUAUUUGUUGGUGAUACACCAAUUAAAAAGGUCAAAGAAACAAAAGCACUUGGAGUUCGUAUCGACGAGUUUCAAUUGUGGGAUAAGCAUGUUGAUAAAAUUGCUAAGAAGAUUUCAUCCGGAAUUGGGGCGAUCAGAAAGCUAAAACCUUGUGUGGAUUAUAAUACAUUAAUUUGUGCUUAUACUUCCACACCUAGAUUAUUGUUGCGAAGUUUGGGUCACCAUUGGUGCCACUCUUUCUGAUCGACUCGAGAAACUACAAAAUAGGGCAGCUAGAGUUAUUACUGGCCGUAAAAACGAACACAGUCAAUCUGAACCUGCUCUAGACGAACUGAAAUGGAAACCUUUAAGUGAACGCAGAACACAUUUCGUAGCAAGUCUUAUGUAUAAAAUAACUCGCGAACUGGCGCCAAAACAACUAACCAACAUUUUUCAAAGGACGCUUCCUCUUAUUACUAUAAUAUGCGAGGCACUUCCACCAAACUCUUUUUGCCCAAACCUAAGACUGGAUAUCUUAAAAAAAGUCUUAGUUAUAGAGGAGCGAAAUUGUGGAACAGCCUUUCUGAUGAAGCAAGAACUGAAAAAACACACUCUUGCUUCGUUUAAUUCAUGUAUACGACACCUGGCCAAUUAAUUAAUUAAUUAAUUAAUUAAUUAAUUACGUUAAUAAAAAAUAUUGCACAGUACUAACAUUAAUUUAAUAUGUAAAUAAUUAUAUACUCGAUGUAAUUGUAAAUGUAUUGUAAUUGUUGUUGUAAUGGAAAUGUAUGACCAUAAUUUGUAUUAACUGUAUUUUUUAACUAUUUAAAUCUACGCCCCCCUUGGAAAUCAGCCUUCGCUGUUGGGGUUAGCGUAGUUAAAUAAAGUUUUACCUACCUACCUACCUAGCAUGACAAAAUUUCUGGAUGCUGAUUGGUUGAGAGGAGUACAAUUAUUUCAUUAAUGAUUUUCCCACAACAAACAAAAAGGCGGAAAGGUAUUUCAAACACAAAUGUGAAAUUAAAUUGCCCUAGAAGAACUACAGGGUGUCCCCGAAAAAGCCAAAUCUAUUGAAAUAACGUAUUGUUAGAAUUUGAAUGCCUCAGCACUCUGCUGAAUGCAAAGAUACGUAAAAUAUUGACAAGGGUGCAUAUAUUAAAUAUUGACUGAUUAAGAAAUUAAAAUAUCUUUGUAAAGUGCACGAUUUUCUGCUCUUGGGAAUUUAAAAUAGCUUCUUAAACGGUUUCUUUAUGCAAAAAGAUUACUUACGUCAAGCUUUAAUGCACGUGUGGGUCCAGCAGAGUGCUGAGGCAUUCAAAUUCGAACAAUACGUUAUUUCAAUUGAUUUGGGUUUUUUGGGGACACCCUGUAGAUGAAAAUACGAACAAGAGCACCAGAUUUUACUUUAAUGAAAGAACUAAAUGAAAAUACGAACAAAACUCUGGCAGGACUGGACUUUGGCGAGAGAGUAUGAUGUUGACAAUGAGAAGUAUUCAAUUUUGUCACUCGCCCCGGAGGCUCGUCCAAUUCUGGCAAAAUUCUGGCAAAUACCUUUACUAAUUACACCAAUACACAUAUUAAGCAACAACGAACAGUACUAGUUGGGGCUUCGGUGGCCAAGUGGUUAGCGCACUUGCCUGUCACCUCUGGGGCUGCAGGUUCGAGUCUCACUAAGUACCUUCUCAGUGCGACUCGAACCCAGUCCCCAUGUGAAAAGAGUAAAAGUCAACGCUCUGCCGAAAGCCGUGGGUUUUCCCCGGGUACUCCGGUUUCCUCCCACAGGGAAAGUUGACAGG
This is a messenger RNA of Paramuricea clavata, 31048 nucleotides long. The record is from the annotation of a GenBank genome assembly. Lineage: Eukaryota; Metazoa; Cnidaria; Anthozoa; Malacalcyonacea; Plexauridae.